AUGCGCAAUAAUCGUUUUACAUUGCAUGGUGGAAAGACCAGGACGAUCUUCUUCAAGUUAGUCUUCAACAUGAACAUUACGAGCUCUUCAGGUUAUAGAGAUUUCGUAUGGGCAGUUGAAUUACAUCGUUUAGGCUUGAAAUUGAUCGGUUUGUGGCCUUCAACCGAUGAAAUUUCUAAGAAAAAAUUGGGAUCUAAUAUUCGCGUGGGUUUCAUUUUCAUUACUGUAAUAUUCGUUUCUGGUGUGCCGCUUGUAUGGGCGCUUAUACGAGUUUGGGGCGACAUGGUACUUAUGAUAGAUAAUUUACGAAUUACAUUACCUCUUAUAGUGGUUUUGUUUAAAUUUAUUAUUAUGCGAUGGAAACGAAAAGUUCUUUUAUCCAUUGUCAAUAUGAUGACGGAAGAUUGGAUAUCACUAAAAUUAAACACAGAAAGAGAUGUGAUGAUAAAACGAGCGCGAUCGGCUCGAUUACUCAUAAUUUUUGGAUUUGUUUUAAUGACAUUUGCAUUUAUCAUGUUAAUUAUUUUUCCUUGCUUUGAUAUACAAAUAAGGCACAUAACAAAUCUUACUGAUCGGAAAAAACCGCUACCACUGCAAACGUAUUAUUUCUACGAUACAGAUAAGAGUCCACAAUUUGAGUUGACAUUUCUUGUUCAAGCCGUAACGAUUUCUCUAGCAGGUAUAAUUUAUACAUCAGUAGAUGCUUUUCUUGGGCUCGUGAUCUUUCACAUAUGCGGGCAAUUAGAGAACUUUAGACGCCGUUUAGUCAAAUUGAUUUUGUGCAAAAAUUUCAACCGAGCUCUGAACAACAGCGUAAUGUAUCAUUUAAGACUCAUCAGAUUUGCUGAUAACAUUGAAAAAACAUUUUCGUUAAUGAUGCUUGGAUUGGUAAUUUAUUUUGGUAUCGUAUUUUGCCUAUGCGGAUUUUUACUUGUUAAAAGGUUUCUUCAAUUUAAAAAAAAAUUUCUAUUAGAUUUUGUGUGGGCAAUUGAAUUAAAUCGAUUCGGAUUGGAACUGAUCGGUUUGUGGCCUAAAACAAAUGUAGUAGUUAAAGAUAAAUACUACACGUCCGAUCUUCGCGUCGUUAUUAUUUUCAUUAUAAUAACAUUUAUUUCUGGUAUUCCACUGAUGUGUUCUCUUGUACGAGUUCGUCGCAAUAUGCUACUCGUAACAGACAACUUACAAAUUACAUUACCUCUAAUGAUAGUUUCAUUAAAACUUGUUAUUAUGCGAUGGAAACGUUCAGCUCUCUUACCCAUCAUAAAGAUGAUGGCGGAAGAUUGGAUGACAUUGAAGCUUGACACAGAGAGGAACGUGAUGAUGAAGCGAGCGCGGACUGCUCGACUGAUCGUAAUUUGCGGAUACGUAUUGAUGAUACUAGCAUUCACUAUGAUCAUCAUUUUUCCUUGUUUUGGCGUGCCAUUCAGACGCUUAACAAAUCUCACAGAUCGGGAUAAACCAUUACCGCUACAGACAUAUUAUUUCUACGACACAGAUAAGAGUCCGCAAUUUGAACUCACGCUUGUCAUUCAAGCCAUAACAAUUUUCUUAGCAGCUAUAACAUAUACAUCGGUGGAUGCUUUCCUUGGACUUACAAUUCUUCACAUCUGCGGCCAGUUAGAGAACUACAGAAGUCGAUUGGUCAACUUGGUCUCAUGCAAAGAUUUUAAUAAUGCUUUACGAAGUAAUGUGAUCGCUCAUCUACGACUCAUCAGCACAUUUACAUUGUUACGUCAACGAUGCAAACACAGCACUCCCGCACUCGCGAAAGUUGUUACCGACGAUGAAACUAGUGGUAUUCCUUUUUCACAAAUGUUAUAUGCAAUGAUUGGCAUUACUACUCUCUUAACACAUACUUUUCUCUACUGCGGGGCUGGAGAACUCAUAAUAGAGCAAUGCGAAGCAAUAUACCGUACUUUGAAUGAUCUCGAAUGGUACAAACUAGAGUCAAAAAAAGCGAGAUAUCUUAUUUUAUUGAUGACACGAGCCAGUGAACCUUUUCGUUUCACUGCAGGAAAGAUUAUUCCAUUAACAAUGACUACAUUUUGUAGCCUAUUAAAAACAUCGGCUAGCUAUAUAUCGUUUUUGUUGGCAAACCGAAGUUAA
Messenger RNA from Trachymyrmex cornetzi, 2106 nucleotides. RefSeq lists its product as uncharacterized. The transcript is spliced from 11 exons. NCBI's taxonomy places the organism in Eukaryota, Metazoa, Arthropoda, Insecta, Hymenoptera, Formicidae. The record is from RefSeq and is a predicted model, not a curated record. Gene Ontology annotation, biological process: detection of chemical stimulus involved in sensory perception of smell; sensory perception of smell. Bases 1 to 2106 code for a protein of 701 amino acids. Gene Ontology annotation, cellular component: plasma membrane. Gene Ontology annotation, molecular function: olfactory receptor activity; odorant binding.